Messenger RNA from Hemibagrus wyckioides, 6186 nucleotides. RefSeq names its product epidermal growth factor receptor pathway substrate 15-like 1a (gene eps15l1a). Bases 73 to 2808 code for a protein of 911 amino acids. The record is from RefSeq and is a predicted model, not a curated record. Gene Ontology annotation, molecular function: calcium ion binding; cadherin binding. NCBI's taxonomy places the organism in Eukaryota, Metazoa, Chordata, Actinopteri, Siluriformes, Bagridae. Gene Ontology annotation, biological process: endocytosis; endosomal transport. The transcript is spliced from 25 exons. Gene Ontology annotation, cellular component: plasma membrane; cytoplasm; clathrin coat of coated pit.
GGGUCUUGUCGGAAUACGGGUGGGGAAGCAUAAUGCCGCACUCACCCCGCCGUUCCCGGAGCAACAGGGAAAAUGGCAGCCCUCACCACCCUCACUCAGCUGUCGAGUGGGAACCCAGUGUAUGAAACGUUUUACAGACAGGUCGAUCCAGGAAACACGGGGAGGGUCGGACCUACAGAGGCCGCUUUGUUUCUGAAGAAAUCAGGCCUGCCGGAUAUCACUCUGGGAAAGAUCUGGGACCUCGCUGAUCCAGAUGGAAAAGGUUUCCUGGACAAGCAGGGAUUUUACGUUGCUUUGCGGCUUGUGGCCUGCGCACAGAGCGGUCAGGAUGUCUCUCUGACCAGUUUAAACCUCACUGUCCCUCCUCCUAAAUUUAAGGACCCUAGUAGCCCGUCAUUAAGUGGUGCUUCAUCAGCUGACAGCCACUGGGCUGUUAGACCUGAAGAGAAAAGCAAGUUUGACGGCAUUUUUGACAGUCUUGUACCUGUAAAUGGGUUACUGUCCGGAGAAAAGGUGAAGCCAGUUCUUAUGAACUCAAAGCUACCAGUGGAUGUGUUAGGAAAGGUUUGGGAUUUGAGUGAUAUUGAUAAAGAUGGACACCUGGACAAGGACGAGUUUGCAGUGGCCAUGCACCUGGUGUACCGCGCUCUGGAGAAGGAGCCUGUUCCCUCCGUUCUGCCUUCAUCCCUCAUCCCUCCAUCCAAACGUAAGAAGUCUGUGGGCUCCUUAUCCAGCAUGGCCCCCGUGCUGCCAGGAAGCCCGCCUCCUCCUAAAGACAGCCUGCGAUCCACACCAUCACACGGCAGCAUGAACUCACUGAACAGUGCUGGGAGUUUGUCACCUAAACACACAAUCAAAUCCACACAGCACUCUGCGAACUGGGUGGUGCCAGCAGCAGACAGAGGACGCUAUGAUGACAUCUUCCUCAAAACAGAUGCCGACCUUGACGGCUUUGUCAGCGGCCAUGAAGUUAAAGAGAUCUUCAUGCAGUCUGGCCUUCCGCAGAACAUUCUGGCACAUAUAUGGGCUUUGUCAGACACACGGCAGAUUGGGAAGCUGACCCGAGAGCAGUUUGCUUUGGCCAUGCACUUCAUUCAGCUGAAAGUGAGCAAAGGAUUGGAUCCUCCACAGACACUGACCCCAGACAUGAUCCCUCCAUCUGAGAGAGGAACCCCGAAUAUGUCAGGGUACAUGACGCCCGUGGGUUCUGAGAUGGUAGCCCUGACCGAAAUGCGCAGAGACAGCUCCAGUUCUGUGGGGUCUGGUGAAUUUACUGGAAUCAAGGAGCUGGAUGAUUUGAGUCAGGAGAUUGCUCAGCUGCAGAGGGAGAAAUACACACUGGAGCAAGACAUCAGGGAGGCGGAGGAAGCCAUCAGACACAAAACUACUGAGGUUCAGGAAAUGCAGAAUGAUCUGGACAGAGAGACAUGCAGUCUGCAGGAGUUAGAGGCCCAGAAGCAGGACGCUCAAGAUCGACUGGAUGAGAUGGAUCAGCAGAAGGCCAAGCUGGAGGACAUGCUCAACGAAGUACGACAGAAGUGCCAGGAGGAGUCCCAAAUGAUCUCGUCGCUCCAGAGUCAGAUCCAUUCUCAGGAGUCGGACCUGCUGAACCAGGAGGAGGAGCUGAGUCGGGCUAAAGCGGACCUGACCCGUCUACAGCAGGAGGAAAGCCAGCUGGAGCAGAGUCUGCAGGCUGGCAAGAUCCAGCUUGAGACCAUCAUCAAGUCCCUGAAGGCCACGCAGGAUGAAAUCAAUCAGGCUCGCAGCAAGCUCUCUCAGAUUCAGGACAAUCAGCACGAGAUUAGCAAAAGCAUUGAGCAGUAUAGCAGCGCUCUGAAUGGCACGCAUGGAGGCAGCAUGACUAACCUAGCUGACAUGAGUGAGGGGUUCCCCGACAAGGAGAACGGGGGCUUUGGGGUCAUGGAUGACCCGUUUAAAGUGAAGACUAGUGUGUUCAGCACAAACUCUCAGGAGAUGCACACAGACCCAUUUCAGUCUGAAGACCCUUUCAAAUCCGAUCCUUUUAAAGGUGAUCCCUUCCAGAAUGAUCCUUUUGCCAAGCAGCCUCCCACAGCGACAGAUCCAUUUGGCGGAGAUCCAUUUAAAGAGACAGACCCGUUCAAAACCAUGUCAGAAGACUUUUUUAAGAGGCCGGCCAAGGCUGACCCCUUCACCAGCACGGACCCUUUCAGUAAAAGUGCUACACUUCCGGUAAAGUCUCACCACUUCUCGAGCAAUGACCCUUUCGCCUCCACCAGCCCCAAACACAAAGGCUCAGACCCCUUUGGGACUCUGGACCCUUUUGGCAGCAGCUCAUUUGGCAGCAACAGUGGCUUUGCUGAUUUCAGCCAGAUGUCAAAGCAAAGCUUCACCGAUGACCCCUUCAACCAAAACCAGGACACUCCAGCUCUCCCGCCCAAGAAGACCAUACCGCCUCGGCCCAAGCCUCCCAGCGGUAAAAGCACUCCAACUAACCUACCCGGAUCUGUGGAUUCAACAAAGUCAAGCGAUCCCUUCCAGCCCUUUGGCUCGGACGCUAACGACCCGUUUCAGAGUAAAAAGGGCCUCAGCGACCCGUUUAGUGGCAAAGAUCCGUUUGCUCCAUCUGCUUCAAGUAAAGCCACUAAAGAUUCUUCCUUGGGUUUUGCAGACUUCAGCUCUUUUGGGAAUGAGGCGCAGCAGAUGGAGUGGGCCAAGCGCGAGAGUGAGCGAGCUGAGCGUGAGAGGCUGAAGAGACUCAGGCAGCAGGAGCAGGAGGACCUGGAACUGGCCAUUGCGCUCAGCAAAGCUGAGAUGAACAACACCUGAACCCCGGCUCCUCCCUCUCCAACACCAUCUUUACAUCACUGCAGCAGAGGAAAGAGUGUGUGUGUGUGUGUGAGAGAGAGAGAGACUGAGAGAGUGAUGGAGAAUGAGUGUGUGAUGAGAGAAAAUGUUUUUAAUGUCUUAAACAUGUUUUAUUUUAAUGUAAUGAUGGGGCAAUCCAUGUGUUAUGUGAAUGGGCUCGUUCAUUCUACAUGCACUGAGUUAACCUGCACUACGCUGACACUGUGUGUGUGUGUGUGUGUUUGUAUGCCUGCCUGUGACAGAGAGAGAACCUCUACCAACCAUAGUGAUUUUACUCAAGACAGAUACAGUUCACACACACUUCUUCUUUACCCCUAAGACAUGUUUGGUGUCGGUCAUUUGCAUUUUUAGUUUUUUUUUUUUCUUUUCUUACGCAUGGGAAAAUGUGCAGUCCAGUGGAGCUGAAACAUCAACCAAAACACAUGUUGUCUGAGUACUGUUAGAAGAAGCAUAAACUGGAUGAAGCUCAUAGGCUGCUGAACUCCAUGGUGGUAGAGUCAUGGAGAGUUAACUUUUUGUUGGAAAGAGUUCUCACAGACCUGAAGCAUGUGAAGCCAACCAACCAUAUCUUUGUGUACUGCUGCAUCACAGGGCAGUGGAAUACACUGGGAAAGUGCUGACUGCCCUCUUCCACAUACAUGAGUUGUAGGUGGAGCGUCAGGAUUCUCCUGAUGUAGGCCAAAUGAUUUUCAGUGUUCCUCUUAUCCAACACCGCGACAUUUUAACUUCCUGUGUCUGCCACUGUUAAACAUCUGCAGAAACAGUGCUCAAAUUUCUUAUAUAUAAAAAAAAAAAAGACACCAGACAUUUCUGGACUACAUGUGGGGUAAAGUAGAAAACUGGAUAAAUUCGAUAAGAUACAAUUCAUUGUAAAGCAAAACGCUAAAAUGAGAAUGCUAACGAUUUCUUACGUUUCUAGACAGUUCUGUUUUUCCUCGUCACAGACUCAGAGCUGAACUGCAUGGUACAUGACUGAGGCAUAGUAUCAUAGUAUAACAUUAUAUAUAUAUAUAUAUAUAUAUAUAUAUUGGGGGAAAAAAGGAUUUGUAAUAAGCUCUGUUCUUGCGAAGUGUGAAAACCUGAUCAGAAAUGGUACAGAGUUAUUCCUUUUAUCUUUUGUACUGUUUCUGUGUGUGAUUGAUGUGUUUGACUGGUGUGUAGAGAAGAGUCAUGCUGGACUUGAAAUAAUGCUUUCUUCACUUGAGAGCACAGUGCUGUAUUGUAGGUCUGACACACACAAACACACACACACAGCUCCAGUCUCUGCACAGGUUCAGAUUUUCUUUGCCGAAUUCAGCUCUGUAAUUUGUUAGUCUUCAUGAACUCAUGAUGUAUAAAACUCGACCCUGUGCAGGAGAGACUGUGAAAUAAUCCAUUUACAUUUUGUUUUAAUUUGCUGUCCGUAACCGAGACGCCUAGCGUUUUUUUUCCCACCCCAAAAUUAAAGCUCAUUUGUUCUCCAUAAGCACAAUCCACUAAAGAUGGUGAAAUGUUGUAACGAUAUCAGCCCUGAUCAUGUUCCAGACUGUGAUUAGAAACAUCUUAUGAACAAAAUUCUGCUAACUUUGCCAGUUCCCCGCUUUACCCUUUCAGUAUUAAUCAAGAUGUUUCCUGAGUUCUUUUACUAAAACUUUCCUGUAUUUUACUUGAACCGUAUGCUGCCUGCCAUGUUUAAACCUGUGGUUUUAAUAUUUUGAGUUGUUGAAGUGAAUUUGUUCUUGUUCAAACUUUCUCACCAUGGACACAUGGACUUUAUAGACUUCCUCAAGCAGAGAACAUUAACUGUUCUCACCCUUCAGCUGCAGUCCUCUGUGUGGGCCGUGGAAAUGAACUUGGUUCAGGGACUACCAGAGUCGAAGUAAAGGUGCCGCUGAUAUUCAGUGUGCUGUUUAGAAUCACUUGCUAACUGUAACGUAGCCUACUGAAGGACAAAUAUUUUUGGUUUGCUCCUGUAAUACUCCUUCGCCAAUCAGUUGUGUGAUUUUGUUUAUUAUUUGGUUUUUUUUUUUCCUCUUCUUGUUAUGAGUAGGCAUGUGCAGAAAGUUGAGAAUUUAGGCCCAAAAUCAACACGGAGAUGGUGUGAUGUAAAACACCUUUUUUCCUUUUAUACCACAGCAGUUCAUUUUUAUUGAAGAAUGGCAUGUCGUACUUUUUAUCCGUUUAUAGUUAUUUAAUGCUGAAGUACAUCCAUGAAACAAAUUUCUGCGGUCACUUUUUUUUAGUAACCAGAAACAUUAGUCCUUCCCUUACAUUUUCCACGUUCUCUUAAAGUUACUGAGAAACCUCAGAGUAUAAACUUCCCCUAUCCUCAUGUUGUGUUGGGAAAGUUAUAGCUUUGCUGUUACUAAAUUGUGACGCCAGAAACGACUCCCAAAACUACAUCCUAAAAGUUGAAUAGGUUUUAGGAGCAUCAACCCUCAAGAUCCAGUGGAUUCGGUUACUAUAAUAAAACAGUAACGUAUCAGAAGAGCACGUUUUAUAUUAACUGUGAUUUGCAGCUGCUCUACUGUCAGAGCUGCUGUUAUCAAUGUUUUCUGAUCGAUCAGAAUCCAGAAUUUAUGGUUAGACAGCUCGAGCAUCAGCACAUGCCUACUCAGAAGCAGAAACCUGACGUUUUUAGUUCAGCAUUAAUUUAACAGUGUUACUGUAUUUGUCUGGAUGACCUGUUUUUCUACGUCCAGACCUCCUCUGAAUAGAUUUCUAUCUGAAAAUAACUCUAUUGUUACAUUGAAUUUCUGUACAGAAAGAUGUUCGAUUCUGUUAAUAGCUUACACCAUCUUAAACUUUUAUUCACGUCCUCUUUUAUUUUUUUUUUUUAAUUGUUUUUAUUUUUUGGGAGCUAAAUAACACACAGCCUCACAUUUCAUUAGAUGCCCACUUGUGCUGUACUCGUCUUUGUUACCUCCAUUGUGCAAUAGUUUGUAUAUUUUUAUUUGUGUACUGAAAUAUCUGUAAUCUCAUUUUAACUCUUUUAUUUCUGUUUGAAAAUGUGAGUGUUUUAAACGCCUGUUGACGUCGAAGCAAACGAUCUCGCGCCGGUUGCGCUCUAUUUUUCGGGCCUGCUUUAUUCCCUCGCCUCUAGACAAACGACAAACAAACCAAAUUAUUAAUCACCAUACUGAAAUGCAUUUAAAUAAGUACAUAAUGUAUAUCACAUGUUAUAUUUGUCUUAUUAAAAAAAAAAACAAACAAUAACUCCAAACAUGUAACUGGAAGCAUUUAAAACGAUUUGAGAAAUUAAGCGUCACUAGAAAAGCUUGGAUUUGUUUGAAGAUGCCAAUGCUUGCUAUGUGGUCCUUUGUUUCACAGAAUAAAAUAUACACCAUUUCAGGUACAUAA